Messenger RNA from Meleagris gallopavo (turkey), 4533 nucleotides. RefSeq names its product rho-related GTP-binding protein RhoG-like. The record is from RefSeq and is a predicted model, not a curated record. Gene Ontology annotation, molecular function: GTPase activity; GTP binding. Gene Ontology annotation, biological process: small GTPase-mediated signal transduction. NCBI's taxonomy places the organism in Eukaryota, Metazoa, Chordata, Aves, Galliformes, Phasianidae.
CCUGCCCGGCGGUGUGCAGGAAGUGCGGCUGCACCGCGCCGCUCCGCUCCGCCACUUUUCUCCCUUUCCGCGGAGCCGCGCCGCGCUCAUCGCUGCCGAUUGCGGGCCGUUCCUUCGCAGGGCCCCGGAGCUGAGCUGAAUUUCGGUCCUUUCGCACCGACCGGCGGCGUUGCGGCCCCGUGAGGAGCUCGAAGCGGGAGGGAAGCGCGGCCUCGACGCGCCCUGCCGGCACGGAGCGCUGGCCGCUUUCAGGUAUCGUCCCGACAAAGGAGCUCUCUGUGGACUUUGUAGCUGGGUAAAGAAUGCAGACCAUAAAGUGCGUAGUUGUUGGAGAUGGCGCUGUGGGAAAAACUUGCCUUCUCAUCAGCUAUACCACCAACGCCUUCCCAGAAGAGUACAUCCCCACUGUGUUUGACAACUACAGUGCCCAAAUGACUGUGGAUGGCCGGACGGUUAGCCUGAAUCUCUGGGACACUGCAGGCCAGGAGGAAUACGACCGUCUGCGCACGCUCUCGUAUCCUCAAACCAAUGUGUUUGUCAUCUGUUUCUCCAUUGGCAGCCCGUCUUCCUAUGCAAACGUGAGGCACAAGUGGCAUCCUGAAGUUUCUCACCACUGUCCCAAUGUUCCCAUUCUUUUAGUGGGCACGAAGAGAGACUUGAGAAACGACCUGGAAACAGUUAAAAAGUUAAAAGAGCAAAGCUUGGCUCCCACUACCCCACAACAGGGGACUUCACUGGCUAAACAAAUUGGAGCAGUCAAAUAUUUGGAGUGCUCAGCCUUGAAUCAGGAGGGUGUUCGGGAGGUGUUUGCUGAAGCUGUGCGUGCAGUUCUUUAUCCUGUGACAAAGAAGAACACAAGGAAAUGUGUCUUAUUGUAGUUACCUCGGCUGAUGGAUGCUCAAAGUUGAAUAGUGACUAGAAUUUUGGAGGGCUUUUUAACGUGUUAAAUUGAAGAUUUGCAUCUUGCACUAACAGCUCUAAGCAGAAACGGUUUAUGCAAAGAAUAUUCUUGCAGUCUUAUUGCUUCAGGGAAACUGAAACAAAACUUCUUUUUUUUUUUUUCCAGCGGAGAGGUCAAAUAUAUACUUAAUUUCUGAAGCUCCAGUCUCCAGCUUCUCCGGGGAUCACUUGGCUUCUGUUCUUACAUAGUGGAGGGAAACAAAGGAAGGGACUUCUCUGAAGCCCAACUUCUUUACUUUAUAGCUACCAGUUGCUAGAUUUGAUGGAAAGCACAAGUUCUGAUAACUUUGCUUUAAGUCUAGGUGCUGUUUUUCCCAUUUCUUAUUUACAGUUCAAACUGGUUUCACAAAUAGAAGUCUGGCUGUGCAUUUGUUGUAAUGUGCCAAUUCAGAGCUUGAAAACAAUUUGUUUACAUACAAAAAUGCCAGAAAUAUUACUGAGAUUCGCCUUGAAGUGAACUGUGAUCAUUUAUGUGAGGAGUUAACAGAGAUCUAAUCCAAUAAGCAAGACCUAGGCAACACCUGCAGGUAUUUUGUUAAUAGAAGCAAAUUCCUACUGUGAGGAACCUAGGAUAAUGAUGAAUCACUCAAAUGGGAGAUUUUAGUGCUGUUGAAAUGGAGAGCAGAUUAGGUGCAAGCCUUCCGUAAUCUCCUAAACCAAGUUAAGGUUUUAUUUCACUCUUCAAAGAGACUUUACACCCUGAGAAUGAAGUUAAAAUUAUCUUCCUGGGCUGACUGAGAUAGUUGAGAUGACACUUAUUCUCAAAGUGAGUUUUUUCAGUGUGAUCCUGCUCUCCCUUUGAUGGAGAGACUCUACCCGGAGACUCGGGUAGAAACCCAUUUGUUCUUUGAAGAGUUCAUUGUUUCACUUUAUCUUCUUGGAGUCACCACCUGACAUUUCAUAGCAAAUCCUUGUGUUCUUUUGUUUUUCUUUUUUUCCGGGAGAUCAUUGACAGAAAAUGUGGAGGUUCUGUUGACAGGGAACAGAAACGUGGGUUUCUUCUGACAGUUCCAGUUAAGUUUGCCAGGUUAGUCAGUCACUGGAUAGAUUUACCUGGGCAAUUUUCUCCCCCCUGCUGGGUAACCAGUUAGUGUAAACUGUUUUAAUGGAAGUUCUGUUUAUGUACUUCUCUAACUUUCUCUAGCAGCUCUAGUGAGUGGCAGCUGGCUGUGAUUUUCAGGAUGUACACUGUUAGUUGUGUGUGAUUCUGGGACCAGCUGAGGAGUGAGUGCAUGCAACCUUCCUUAGUCUUAACCUUAGAGCUUGGUGGCACGAAAGCAGCAUGCUUCAAAGAUGCUUUGUAUGAAACCAAUGGUGCUGGACUGGACUUUGUUGUCUGAGGUUGACAGUGCUGUCUUUGUCCAGAUGCAGCCUCCACUGGUCAUUCAGAACUUGCAUCCUUGUGAUUCUCACACAUGCGAAACUGCACUGGGCAGAAAAAAAAGCCUCAUUUUAGCAAGAGAACAGGAAAUAUAUCAACAAGGUUAUUAGGGAUCUUGAGUUAUUCUGACCUUGCUUUAUAUGAUACCAAAAAAACAACAACAACAAAAAAACCAACCCCAAAAACCAACCAACCAAAACCCAUAACAAGGGGUAGACUUGUUCAUAUUUGUGCCCUAAUUCCCCUCUCUGAAGAGGACGUGCCUUUCUUCAGCUGGUGUAACUGAUGCUGACACUAACUGCAACUUUGAUGUAUCUGAUGUAUGCUCAUACAAGUACUGCUUCAGCAAACUGCAACCCAUAGGUAGCAACUGCAGUUAACCCAAAUAUAUGUGGCUGGUAAAGCACCACUGAGUUCCUAACGUUGGUAGGCAACACCCAGUUGCCUGUCAUGCAUGAAUGUUUGCAGAAACCUGGAGACUUCUGCGUGCUUUUCUUCACCAGGUGCCGUUGUCUGGGAUGCCUGUGCACCUUUUGCACUUGCAGAAGUGCUGUUCCAGAUGUGGCUCCACCUGCAGGAGUAUUUCCAUCAGGUGACCUCAACUCACCACGUUCUGCCUUUUAGUAGUAGGCCUUUAGCGUGGGCUUGACGUGCUGGCAGCAAUUAAUCCUGUGCCUUGUAAUGCAAGAUUAUUUUCUGUAGGUAAAUUUCAGUAACUGAGUAAAUAGAGUUUAUCAUGUUUAAAAUAUAUUUAUUUAAGCCAGUGCACAUGUUUUUAUAAUGCAGGUCAGGCCUUUAUCAUCAGUCUAGUUACCCUGGUGCAAGCCCGUAACCUUUGCUUAACUCAGAUGUACUUUAACAACUUUGUGAUAUGUUUUAACUGCUCUUAAGUAGGCUUUUAAUGUCAACAACAGGCACCUCUUUUUAUUUGCAAUUUUGUACUGAAGCUACUACUGUUUUUAGAAGUUUGUACUUUUUUGACGUACUGAAAUCUCUUAGUUCUGCUAUUCGUGGCUGGGUGGCAGUCAUUGUGCAGGUGAGGAGCUCUGGUUGCACACAGCCCGUUUCUGGGGGCUCGCAGAGCAGCCGUCCUGGUGUGAACUGGAAGAGGGCACGGUGUGCUGAAAUCCUCCUGCUUAACCAAUUCAUUUCAGUGGGUUAUGUUAUUGAUGAUGCUAUUCUAGAACGCUCUGUCCCCAUCUAGAUCACUUAAUGGAAAGAUUGCACAGCAGCACUGAGGAGAUGGACACAACGGUGGUGGAACUGAGCAGAAAGUGAACUUGGAAGGACUUCAGAGACUUUUUCCGGAUUUCAGAGUACCUCAUCGGCAGUCCUUUAGGUGCCUUGCAUGUCUGUGCCUUGCCUUCCUGUUGGGAGCAAAGCUCCUGCUGGUUGACAGCUCGUUUAUUCCAGCAUCUCUUCUUCGUGAGAAUGACCUCCAGCAGCACACAGAUGCACUGAGCUUUUCCAUUCAGUGGGCAUUCUCUCCGUUUAGGAUCUUUCUUUUUUCUUCCUCCACCUCUUGGUGCAUUUUAUUGUACGUACUGCAGUGCUUCAGUCUACAAUCCAUUCCCUCAGCUCCUCAGGCAUUAUUUUUCCUGUGGACAGGUGACAACCACAUCUCUCACAAUCACACGGCUGCGCCCUGUCGGCAGCAGGUCGGGAUACCCCAAAUUGAGUUUCCCACACCAUUCAAGAUUUGUGUUUAAUUCCUGGAAACGCGCUCUGAAUGCCAUCGCUCACCAAGAGGCUUUGUGUCAGAAGACCAAUUUUAAUCUUUCAGCUCGCAAACCAUUCCUUUAACACUCAGCAUCCUUGCAGUACAGCUGUGGCCGUGCACGCCGCCUCCAGCAGCUCAGCAGUCGCGCUGUUCUGAGGGCGUUCGGAUGGAGAAGUGCUUUCUUGGUUUACAGCCGUAGCUAUUUGUGGGAUUUAUACUAGAGCAGCCUCACCGCUUGAGUGCUAACCCCGCUCUGCGGGACCCCGGUGCUGCGCUGGGUUCGCCUGGAGGCGCGGGCGCUGCGGGCUGGCCGUGCCCCGGCCCCGCGCCUCUGCGUCUGGUACUGAUACAUACACUGGCGACUUGAUUUUAUACUAUAAAAGGAUUUGUAUUACAGCUAACAGUUUUUAAAGAUUUUUCGUUUUUAAAUUAUGCAAAAAAAAAUUAAAUGGUAAUAAAAACCUUCCUCGUC